AUGACUCCACGUGUUUCAGAAUCAAUCAAGGCGGACCGAGACAACAUCUACGUCCGCUCAGCGUUCAAUUACGUUGAUGCGAUCAACAAGGCAAUUCCAGAGCUGACUCAGACCUCACUCGAGCGGGUGCGAGACUGCAUGAACAAACAAGCAUUUGUAGAGCUAGCACCCUCAAGCAUGACUCCACCGGGAAAGGAAGACAACAUCAAUAGCGCUGACGAACAUGUUGCUUUUAUCGGACUGAUGCGUGGCCUGAUCAAAGAGGCCAAUAUAGAAAUCUUUGACUGGGUUUACGCCGCUGGCCCUCGCGUGAUCUUGCAAGCCAAAGCGAAUGGCCGGUCUCACCACGGCCAACCAUAUGUCAACGAUGUCGUUUUCUUCAUGGACUUCGUUGACGUCAACGAUGCUGCUGUGGACGAGUUCACUGAAUUCCACAAGCAGGAAAAGCAUCAGGAUCGAGCCGGGCUGCCCAAAUUGACUUUCAUACGUGAAUACAUCGACUCGGCAUUUUUCAAGGGCUACAUGGAUGAAGAACUGAAGCGCGCGAAAAGCAACAACGUGCCCUCCACAUAG
Colletotrichum gloeosporioides is the source of this 573-nucleotide messenger RNA. RefSeq lists its product as uncharacterized. Bases 1 to 573 code for a protein of 190 amino acids. The record is from RefSeq and is a predicted model, not a curated record. NCBI's taxonomy places the organism in Eukaryota, Fungi, Ascomycota, Sordariomycetes, Glomerellales, Glomerellaceae. The transcript is spliced from 3 exons.